Molecule: messenger RNA, 3816 nt
Organism: Lolium perenne
Lineage: Eukaryota; Viridiplantae; Streptophyta; Magnoliopsida; Poales; Poaceae
Product: disease resistance protein Pik-2
Biological process (GO): defense response to other organism
Molecular function (GO): ADP binding
Source: RefSeq, a predicted model, not a curated record
AAGCAAACGCUCAGCGCCUUCCUUCCAGCUCCGUCCAUCCAUCCAUCCUACUCCCUUUGAAGCUGCUGCUCCUAGCUAGGUAGUUCGGUCUCCAGUAUACCCUUGGCUCCUUGCAUCCUCUAUGUCUCGUGUGAACAACUGAUCGAGAGGCAGAUCGACAAGAAGGAUGGCGGACAUGAUCCUGGGCUCCGCCCAGGGUGCCGUUGACUCGCUGCUGGGGCGCCUGACAUCAGUCCUCGUGGAGGAGGCGCAGCUGCUGGGAGGUGUCCGUGGCGACGUGCAGUUCAUCAAGGACGAGAUGGAGAGCAUGAACGGCUUCCUCAUGCACGUCGCCGAGGCCACCGGCGACGACGACGACGACCACCACCAGGUCCGGGCGUGGAUGAAACAGGUGGCGGAGGUCGCGUACGCUUCCCAGAACAGCAUCGAUCUCUACGUCCAGAGCCUCCGCGUGGGUACGAGCCGCAGGGAGCCAGGCUUCCUGGGUUAUCUGCGACGGCUGCCCAGGCUUGUUUGGACGCUGCCGACGCGUCACCGCGUCGCGACGCAGAUCCGGGAACUCAAGAUCCGGUCCUGCGAGGUCGGGGAGAGACGCGUGAGGUACGACGUCAGAGCCCCUGACCGCGGUAACCGUGAUGAUCUUCGUCGUGCAAGUACCAAAUCGGCAUUGUGGCAGGCUGCCCGCGGAGACAAUGACGCCAAGGAGCAGGAAGAUGCUCGACGGCGUGCCCUAGCUGAUGCUCAACAGUCCAACGGUUACAGGGGCAUCAUCAUCAAGUGGUUGAGGGAUGAAGAAGAUAGCCAUGGUGAACAACACAAGGUCAGAGUCAUGGCAAUUACAGGAGCUGGUGACGCGGGAAAGACUUCCGUUGCGCGCAGUGCUUACCAAGAUGCCUUUGCCGUGAGUUCGUUUGACUGCCAGGCAUGGGUCCACGUAGGACAAGGAUCCAGUCAGACUAGGUUGCUACGGGAAAUCCUGGCACAAGUAACCGGUACGGCUUACAUGCCAGACUCCGAUGACAAAGAGGAGGUGCUCGUGGAGAAGCUUCUGCUGCAUCUGGAAGGAAAAAUGUUCUUGCUUGUUCUGGAUGAUGUCUGCCACACCUCUGUCUGGGAUUCCAUCAGAUCUCCUCUCUUUGAUAGGAACUGCUGUCCAGGUAGUGCAGUAAUAGUAACAACACGCAUUCAAGCUAUCGCCCGCUCAUUUGUUUCCAGUGCUUACCCAAAUAUCAAAUGCGGUUUCAAGUUUUCUGGUGAUUAUUUGGAGAGUAAGACAAUCUCUCUGCUCGAUAUCGACAAUAGAGGCCUUGAUCCGGAUGUCCAGAUGCUCCUAAAUGGACAAGGUCUCCCUGAUGCUGACCGAUCAUACAGCUAUAGGGAUGCAGUCGUCAGGUGGUUGGCGGAUGAACGAGAUGCUCAUGCUGAGCUCAGAGUCAUGGCAAUUGCAGGGGUGGGUGGCAUGGGAAAAAGUUAUAUUGCACGCAAAGCUUAUGAAGAUCCCGUUGCCAUGAGUUCGUUUGAUUGCAAGGCUUGGGUCAAUGUACAAGGCGAGUUCAGUCAGGCUAGGUUGUUACGGGAAAUUCUGGCACAAGUAACCGGCCGGGCAUACCUGUUGGACUCCGAUGAAAAAGAGGAGGUGCUCAGAGAGAAGCUUCUGCUUCAUCUGGAAGGAAAAACAUUCUUAGUCGUGCUCGAUGAUGUCUGGGACAGCUCUGUUUGGAGUUCCAUCAAAUCCGCUCUCUCUAACGGGAAUUGCGGACCUGGUAGUGCAAUACUAGUCACCACGCGUUCUGCAGCUAUGGCCUUCUCAGUUUAUUCUCGUGAGGCCUCAAAUCUCCAAUUCGGUUUCAACGUUUCUGAUGAUUAUUUCGCGACCAAGGCAACCUCUCUACUCUACAACAACAACAACAACAAUGACGUUGAUCUGCAUGUUUUAAGUGACAUUAUAAGACAACUGGACUCGCACUUCGCUGUUAGGUUGUUCCUUCGUGAUUUAUAUGUCAAUCCUAAUCAGAAUCAAGAGAAUUUACAAAGCCUGUGCGAUACACUGAGGGUCAAUGGCAACUCUAGCAUCUCAAGGCAAGUUCUGGUGCACGUGUACAGCAAACUACCCAGCGACUGCAAGAACUGUUUUCUGUAUCUGAGUAUUUUACCUGAGAAUACCACCUUCACACGCGCAAGAUUGCUACGGAGAUGGGUUGCUGAAGGCAUGAUAACAAAAAGGGGAAGGCUGGGUGCACUGGAUCAGGCCGAUCGCAAUUUCAAUCUGCUUGUUGCCCACGGGCUUGUUAUGCCUACAGACAUCGGUACUACUGGCAAGGUGAAGACCUUUACAUUGCAUGCUUUGGUCCAUGACUUUGUUAUGGAGAUUGCGAGAGGAGAGAACCUUUCAAAUGCAAACCUUCAGCCUGACUUGGCUCAUCGGCUUUCCAUUCGUAAUGAAGUCCAACUGCAACUAGCUGAAAAUAAUGCAACCCGUUCCAAAGCCAGCUGCUGGAACAUUUGCAACCAUUUCAAGGAGAGUGACCAAACACAAAUUGAUCAGUCUAAUGCCACUGAAAUGUUCUUGGAAUCCCUUUCUUCAUCAUCAACUCACUUGGGGCUUCUCGAAAUGCUUGAUCUAGAAGAUUGCAAGCAAUUGAAGGACCACCAUCUUAAGAACAUUUGCAACCAUGUGUUCCAGCUGAAGUACCUGAGCCUCCGGAAUACAAACAUAACUGAAUUGCCCAAGCAGCUUGACAAACUUCGGUACCUUGAGACUCUGGAUAUUCGACAAACAAAUGUUAGAGCUUUCGCCAAAAAUUCAGUUUUUCUUCCGAAAAUAAAGUACCUACUUGCGGGCCACCAUACAAACUGUAGAAGCCAAGGCAAUAACAACAACUCAGAAGAGACCUUUUUCACCGUUCAGAUGCCCAAACAUGUUGGCGGCAUGACAGAAGUGCAGGUUCUAUCUCAUAUUGCAGUUUCUGGAAGUGGUGAUGAGCUCAGUUACAUUGGUAAUCUACUGAGAUUGCGUAAGUUGGGCGUGGUUCUCAGUGGAUGUGACGGAGCAAUCUUCAGACACUUGUACCAUACAAUUGGAAAUCUGAGCAAAUGUCUUCGCUCUCUAUCAAUUCGGGCCAUACAGUUCACACCAAGCGAAGAGAAUGCAGGCAUGGACACGGAAGGGGUACCACCCAUACCUCCAAAGCAUCUUGAAAAGCUAGAAAUCAGUGGUCUGGGAAAUGGAUUGCCUCCAUGGAUUGAAAAGCUUGGGAUGCUUACCAAAAUAACUCUGCAUAAGGCUUCCUUAACCACCGGUGAUCUUAGCAUCCUUGGAAAACUUGCAAGCCUGUGUUGCCUUAGGCUUCGACAAAAGUCAUGUGUUGAAAGCAUGCUAACCUUCAAGACAGAAGAAUUUCUAAAUCUGAAGUUCCUUAUCAUCGAGUGCUCAGAAAUUAGCAGCAUCAACUUUGACAAUGGAGCCUCUCCUAAGUUGAAGAAGAUAGUUUGGUCUUCCACUGAAAAACAGUCUCUUUUCGGGAUCAAGUACCUGCCAGGACUACAAGAGAUCGAGCUGACGAAAGGCAAGUUUGACCUCAAAAGGAUGAAAGAAGAAAUUACAGCAAACAAAAACAAUCCUGUCCUCAAAAUAAAGUGAAUCAACACUUGGAAUCAAGACGCGGCAUAUAAAUAUCUGAUCCUUAAGUUAUCUUACCGCAUUCCUCAACAGUCUUAUUCUUGAGUACAAUCUCUUUCCAUUGUGUUCCACUCCUUGAUAUUUUAUUUUCUCUGUUAUUUGCAUGAGUUUCUAUGUACUACCAACUGAUUGAACUG